Molecule: messenger RNA, 4074 nt
Organism: Penicillium taxi
Lineage: Eukaryota; Fungi; Ascomycota; Eurotiomycetes; Eurotiales; Aspergillaceae
Exons: 9
Coding region: 1-4074 (1357 amino acids)
Biological process (GO): transmembrane transport
Cellular component (GO): membrane
Molecular function (GO): ABC-type transporter activity; ATP hydrolysis activity; ATP binding
Source: RefSeq, a predicted model, not a curated record
AUGCCCUUCUCCCAGAAUGGCUCUUUGUUCGACCAAAACAGUGAGCAGUUCGAUUUUAAUAUAGUAUUUGAGCAGGCUUUCUUCUCUAUUAUCCCGUCUAUUCUGUUUAUAAUAGGCGCAUCAUGGAGGACCACCUCUUUAACCAAAAAAUCCAUCACCGUCAAUCCUUCUGCAUUUCGAUUUGUGAAAGCUAGUGCCAUCACAAUCUAUGCAAUCCUUCAAAUUGUGCUCGUCAUUCUGGCCGCCGCGGGUCAUUUCCACGCCACGGCCAUGCUCAUUGCAGCUUCGGUCCUCAAGUUGCUGGAGGCCAUUGCCAUUCUCCUUCUGAGCGUCUUUGAGCACACUCGAACAAAUCGUCCAUCUAUGUUGCUGACGGGUUAUUUGCUCCUGACGCUUAUCCUCGACGCAGCACAGUCGAGGACACUCUACCUGUCAUCCACUGUCUCUACAGAGCGCGCCUACAGCAAUCUAUUUACUGCCGCUGUGGCCGUUAAGGUUGUCAUGUUGCUUCUGGAAUGUCAGCAAAAGACCAAAUGGGUGGAAUGGGAUAAGAAGAUGCAUAGCCCAGAGGAAACAAGUGGUAUCUUCUCCCUUGGUGUCUUCUUCUGGCUUAACCGCUUGUUCUUGGCGGGAUACAAAAAUGUCUUCUCUAUCAAUGACCUCUACCCCCUAGAUGGUGCAAUGGACCCAACAAUACUCCACGAGAAAUUCUAUCGACACCUGAAUAUGUCUAGGAUGAAGGGUGACAAGUUUGGCCUUACCAAAAUCCUCAUACGCACCCUUAUCGGACCUCUUCUCCUCCCAAUUAUUCCCCGCUUUGCCCUCCUCGGCUUCUCCUUUGCUCAGCCGCUUUUUAUUGAAGGACUUCUCGACUACCUCUCGCGGGGUAAGCCCAACCCCAACUAUGGAUAUGGCUUCAUUGGCGCCAGCUUUUUCAUCUACGCCGGAAUUGUGGUUAGCUGGGCCUUUCACCGCUAUUAUCAUCAUCGCAUGCGCACUAUGCUGAGAUCAAUUCUCGUUACUGAGACAUUUGUCACGGCCAUAAAGGCUCGCAUUGGAACUAAUAACGAUAGCGCUGCACUAACUUUAAUGAGCACCGAUAUUGAGCGAAUCAGGAUAGGCUUCCGACAGCUACAUGACAUCUGGGCAAGUCUGAUCCAGGUGGCGCUUUGCGCGUGGAUGUUGGAUAGGGAGCUGGGUGUUGUAUUCGUCGCCCCCAUCGGGCUGGUUAUCCUCUGUUUCAUUGGCCUUGUUAUUCUCAUGAACUUUAUCGGAACUGCGCAGAGGAGAUGGAUGUCUUUAGUCCAGAAGCGCGUUGGUUUGACAGCUACUGUUAUCGCCAGUAUGAAAAACCUCAAAAUAUCCGGCCUUUCUUCGUCUGUUGGCACCUUUUUGCAGAGAAUUCGCGUCGAGGAACUCACGGCGGGAGUCCGUUACCGUAAGAUCUACGUCGGGGCGGCCCUGCUUGGAUUCAUUCCACUGCUCAUCGGCCCGGCUUUGGCGUUAGCAUUUACCCAGACUAAACUGAACUCGACAAAUGUAUUCACUAGCCUUUCUUUCUUGACCCUGAUGACGCAGCCCUUGUCGCAAAUUUUCCAGAAUAUUCCCGAAGUCAUCUCUGCCUUAGCUUGCAUUGGCCGAAUUCAAGCUUUCAUGGAAUGCGAGACUCGUGAAGACUAUCGUCAAGUCGCAGCUUUCUUUGAGAAAAACUCUGAAACGGGUUUACUCAACAGUGAGCUGUUCUCUGAUACUGAAGUGAUCAUUGAGAAUGGAAGCUUCGGCUGGGAACAAGACAAAUUCGUCCUGCAAGACACUAAUGCUAAGAUACCAAAGUCUUCACUUACCCUUGUUGUCGGGCCCGUUGGCUCGGGCAAGUCGACGCUUUGCAAGGCGCUACUUGGAGAGAUUCCCUUUCAUCGAGGCAGAGUCACACUGCGCACGAGGGCUCCAUACGUCGGAUUCUGCGACCAGACUGCGUUUGUAUUGAACGGAAGUAUCAAACAAAAUAUCAUAGGCUUCUCUCCGGUGAAUGAGGACAGGUAUGCUGAAGUCAUUGAGGCGACAGCGCUCGCCUUUGAUUUUGAUAGCCUGCCACAAGGCGAUGAAACAAACGUGGGUUCUGACGGAAUAUCCCUAUCUGGAGGCCAGAAGCAGCGCAUUUCCCUGGCACGUGCCCUAUACUUACAGACCCACUUCCUUGUUCUCGACGAUAUAUUCAGCGGCCUGGAUGCGGAUACCGAAGAGCAAGUCUUCCGCAAGGUAUUUGGACCGGAAGGACUAUUGAGAAGUCGCCAAACCACCGUCUUGCUCUGCACACAUAGCGUUCGACACCUACAGGCGGCAGACUAUGUCAUCGCCCUUGAGGACGGUAGGGUUAGCGAGCAGGGCACGUUUGACACACUAAUGUCUGGUGAUAGCUACAUCCGCCGCCUUAAGGUGAAGGACUCGUCGCGGCAAGUUGGAGAUGGCACCGUCUAUAAGGAGUAUAUGAAAAGUAUGGGAUGGCUGCUCGCAGGGUCUGCCAUUUUUUUCUCCUGUCUCUGGGGCUUCUUCUUAAACUUUUCCACUAUCUCGUACUGGGCCGGUAUCUACGCGCUGUUUCAGAUCAGUGCCUUGGUUUCGCUCCUACUACUUGGUGCCUCAAUUUGGAUUUUCUCCAUCAAACGCGCUGGCGCAAACUUGCACGACGACAUUUUGAAGACACUUUUCCGAGCGCCACUCAGUUUCUUCGCUGAAACCGAUAUUGGGGUUACAACAAACUUGUUUUCGCAAGAUUUGAAUCUCAUUGAUACAGAGCUGCCAGAUGCCACACUCAGCACGCUCUUCUCGAUAACCCAAGUUGUCGGACAAAUGGCUGUUAUGGUCACUUCGGCUCCCUACUUGGCCAUCACCUUCCCAUUCCUCGCCGCUCUACUAUACGUGCUACAAAAGUUCUACCUACGCACGUCAAGACAACUUAGAUUGCUCGACUUGGAAGCCAAGAGCCCGCUAUAUACCCACUUCCUUGACAUUGUUAGGGGCAUCACAACCCUACGGGCAUUUGUCAUGCUGCUGGCAAUAGGGCUGACAACAUUUGCCGUGCGCGUCCAUUCCAACACUGCUUUUACUGGUGCUGCUUUGUAUAGUCUUUUGAGCUUUGGAGAGAACCUUGCUGGCAUUGUUCUGUUUUGGACGAAGCUUGAAACUUCACUUGGCGCAAUUGCCCGACUCAAGACGUUUAACGACACGGUUAAGCCCGAGGACAAGGAUGUAGAGGAUAUUCACGCUCCCGAAGACUGGCCUCAGCGCGGCGUGGUGGAACUGAAAGGCGUUUUUGCAAAAUAUGGAAAGGAUCAUGAUGACGCGACUACGAGCUUUGCUCUCCGCAAUAUCCAGCUCACCAUUGACUCUGGAGAAAAGAUUGCUAUCUGUGGUCGUACCGGCAGCGGCAAGUCCAGCCUCGUUGCUCUGCUUCUGAAGCUUCUCGAGCCAAUAUCCACCACAGCGGAGAAUGUUUUCAUCGACGACUUGCCACUUCAUCGGCUGAACCGAUCUGAUUUACGCCAGCGCAUCAUAGCAGUGCCCCAAGAAGCCGUCUUCUUGCCAGAUGGGUCUACAGUUCAGAACAACCUUGAUGUUGCUGAUGAGGCCACACCCAAGGAAUGCAAGGCCGUACUCGAAUCUGUCGGCUUGUGGAACUUUGUCGAGGAGCGAGGUGGCUUAACUGCUGCAAUAAACGCCUCAAGCUUCAGCGCCGGACAACGGCAGCUACUCUCAUUUGGUCGCGCCCUACUCAGACGAUCCGUUCGCGAGCGCAAAUUUGGGGCUGAUAGGAAGCUGGGUGGUAUUCUCAUUCUGGACGAAGUCAGCUCAAGCGUAGAUCGAGAGACGGAACGCAUCAUACAGGAGACUAUUAGGACUGAGUUCCAGAACUACACAGUCAUUGCGGUCAGUCAUCGACUAGACACGAUUAUGGACUUUGAUAGAGUGGUAGUCAUGGAUACCGGCGAGAUUGUGGAAGUUGGCAAACCAGUUGUGUUGGCGCAAGAGGCUAGAAGCAGGUUUGGUGAUCUAGUAAGAGCAGGAAACAAGUAG